Messenger RNA from Cottoperca gobio, 7950 nucleotides. Its product is annotated as SH3 and multiple ankyrin repeat domains protein 1-like. The coding region runs from base 221 to 7225 and encodes 2334 amino acids. The record is from RefSeq and is a predicted model, not a curated record. Gene Ontology annotation, cellular component: postsynaptic membrane; dendritic spine; postsynaptic density. The transcript has 29 exons. NCBI's taxonomy places the organism in Eukaryota, Metazoa, Chordata, Actinopteri, Perciformes, Bovichtidae. Gene Ontology annotation, molecular function: ionotropic glutamate receptor binding; synaptic receptor adaptor activity.
GGUUAAUCAAGGAGGUCACUGCGGAUACAACAAGGAGCAACACAGCCUGAACUGCACACUAAAAGGCUACUGUAAGCUGUGCCAGACACCUGUCGAUGUCCUUGGUCACCGAUAGAGCAUGUUUCUAAGGAUGAAGCCAGUCUCAUUGGAUAGCCAUGUUUUAUCUCCAUGACAGCUAUGUCACUCAGCCCUCUCUGCAGUGACCCCUGCACAGCAAAGGAUGCUGGAAAAUAACGAGCACUUUUAUCCCGGUCAGGAUGACAAAGACGGGGAGGAUGAGGAGGAGGAAGAGGAGCAGGGAAGAGAAUGGGAAGAUGAACAUGACAUGGAGAAUGGAGGGUUAGAGGGUCUGGAGGAGACGGAAAUGACGGGAGGACGACAAUCCUGGGAAGGGAAAGGUGGCGAGAUGGUAAAACCAGCAGCCAUUGUGGUCGGUAGACAGAGAGCCGACCGACCCAUGCGGCAGCCGGGCAACCGGGGUAACGCAUACAUGUCCAAUCAAGCCCUGAUGCAUCAUCAAGCAGCCAAUAAGCAACAGCAUCACGUCAUCGCAGCCAAUCAGCAGCCUCACCAUGCAGGCAUGAAUGCGCUGCAAAAGAGACGAGCUCUCAUGGAGCGCAGCAUGACCACAAUGGCUCCCAUGGAGGACACUUUCCUGACCAUGAUGGUGUUCCGCAUUGGGAUUCCCGACAUCAAACAAACAAGGUGUCUCCAGUUUGACCAGGACUGCAUGGUGUGGAGCGCUAAGCAGCAGAUCAUCUGCUCCCUCAGCGAGUCCUUGUGGGACGUCUUCAACUACGGCCUCUUCCAGCCGGCUGGAGACGGACGGGACGCCAAGUUCCUGGAGGAGGAGCGGGCCCUGCGGGACUACUCACAGACCUUUGAGAAAGGAGUGCCCUACCUGGAGUUUAGGUACAAAACCAGAGUUUAUAAACAGACGAAUCUGGAUGAAAAGGCGCUCUCCAAACUCAGCACAAAGGCCAGUCUGAAGAAGUUCCAGGAAUACAUUCAGACUGGAGCAAUAGACAAAAUGGCAAAAGUCCUCGAUAAAGGUCUUGAUCCAAAUUUCCACGACCCUGACACUGGAGAGAUCCCGCUCUCUGUGGCCAUGCAGUCAGGCCUGCCGGUGGAGGGCGUCAGGUUGCUGGUUCAGGGCGGCGCUCAUUUGGACUUUAGGUGCAGAGAUGGCUUCACACCGGUGCACAAAGCUGUGAGGGCUCACAAUCACGCUGGGCUGCUGGCUCUCUUGUCCCUUGGUGCGUCUCCAAACUACAAAGACCGCUGCGGCCUGUCCCCGCUGUACCACACUGUCCUGACAGGAGGCGACACCUCCUGCUGUGAGACUUUGCUGUAUUACAGAGCAAGGCUGGGCUCGCGGGAUGAGAACGGCUGGGACGAGUCCCAUCAGCACAGGGAUGAAGACGAGUUUGGAAUGGAAGAAAUACACAAGGCUUGCCAGAAUGGUUUUGCCCAGCACUUGGAGCAUCUGCUGUUUUAUGGGGCAGACACCUCUUCUCAAAAUGCCUCAGGGAACACUGCACUUCACAUUUCUGCGCUGUACAACAAGGAAAGCUGUAUCCGCGUUCUUCUGUACAGGGGCGCAUAUAAGGAGGCAAAGAACAAACAUGGCCAGACCCCUUUUCAGCUAGCUAUAAUGUCUGGUCACUUUGAAGUUGGGGAAAUCAUCAAAAACCACAAAGAUUCUGACGUAGUGCCCUUUUUGGAAUCGCCAAAGUAUGUUCCCAAGCGAAAAGAGAGCACCCACACUCUGCCUCUCCCCUCACUUCACUCCCACCCCCUACUGCGUGCUAACAGCGAUAACUCCAUGACCCAGUCUGACCCUCUGGCCCUGCCCAACAAGGCUGCAACCAAUCCCAACCCGGGACAGGGCCAACGCAGGGCUUCCAUCGGCAUGAGAAGCUCCAGCAGCCCCAGGACUCGUACUCGCUCCCCAUCCAGAGGGAGAGGAGGCCAAAGUGACACAGAGGAUAGGCACCGGCAGCCAAGAGGCAGGCAGGGUGCAACCUCAGCGGGCAGUGGUGGAGGUCAGAUGAAGCGUAUGUACAGCGCAGUGCCAGGGCGGGUUUACAUGGCCACUCGUGCACACUCUGCAAGUGGAGACAGAGAGCUGUCACUUAACAAAGGCGACAGAGUUAAAGUGUUAAGUGUAGGAGAGGGGGGAUACUGGGAGGGGACAGUGAGAGGUCGCACCGGCUGGUUUCCUUCAGACUGCGUGGAAGAAGUGGCGGCUCCCAGCAAAGACAAUCGAUCAGAGACGCGCAGUGAGAAAGCCAAGAGGAAGCUUUUCCGUAACGUGACUGUCGGAGCCUACGAUGGCACUGACGGCCCCAGUGACUACAUCAUUAAGGAGAAGACAGUGCUCCUACAGAAGAAAGACAAUGAGGGCUUUGGCUUUGUGCUUAGGGGAGCCAAAGCUCAGACUCCCAUAGAGGAGUUCACUCCAACGCCAGCGUUCCCCGCGCUGCAGUACCUGGAGUCUGUGGAUGAGGGGGGCGUAGCCUGGAGGGCGGGCCUGAGGAUGGGGGAUUUCCUCAUCGAGGUGAACGGCCAGAAUGUGGUGAAGGUUGGUCACCGGCAGGUGGUCAACAUGAUCCGACAGGGCGGCAACAGCCUCAUGGUGAAAGUUGUGAUGGUUGCUCGAAACCCUGAACUGGAGGACACGGCUCGGAAGAGAGCCCCGCAGCAGACUAAAAGACUGACUCCUCCUGCCAUCGCCCUGCGCUCCAAGUCAAUGACAUCAGAGCUGGAAGACAUGGUGGACAAAGCGGCCUCUCCAUGGAAAAAGAAAGCAGAGUACGACUCCUCUCUGGGUCCUGAUAAGAAGAGGACAGUCUAUCAGAUGGCACUAAAUAAACUGGACGAAAUCUUGGCUGCUGCCCAACACACUAUUACAUCAGACAACCAGGGCCAGAGGGGUCAUGGAGGCAAGAGGGACCGGAGCAAGAGUAUUGUUCCCAACGUCUCCAAUGAGCAGUCGUCAGGGAGUAUGGUGCAGCCUGGACCAGGUUUUGGCUACAACCAAGCUCAUUUUCAACCGGGCCACGCUCAACAUGCGGUCAUGAUGCGUCAAAAAUCUAUUGGUGUAACAGAGGAGGAAAGGCAGUAUCUUCACCCACCUGCUAUGAAGCUAGCUCGCAGCCUGUCAGUGCCGGGACCAGAGGAAAUCCCCCCACCCCCUAACACAUCCGCCCCGGAUCCGCCUUUAUCAGCAGGCCCUCAUCCUGUGAGAGGGCCUGCUAUGCCCAUACCCCCUGUAUCUCAAGCCCAUUACCAGCUACAAUCCCAGCCAGGGCAUGCUUCUCAAGCAGGCUGGGAGAGGGGAGGGCCUGCUGGGAUGAACCAGCAGGUCAUGGUUCCCACCCUCCGCAGACAAUCUGAAGAACAAGGUGCCAGAGAGCCGGAGGCGCCCAGGAGAGGUGGUGGCAAGAUGGGAGGGUUAAGGAGAGGCUACAGCAGUGCUACACCACCAACAAGUGCUAAGCCUAAGACCCAACAAGCGCCGCAACAUCACCCGCACUUGGCCAACCGGGAGCAGGGUGGAGGGGUUGGCAGGGGGGUGGCCAGGAGGGGUGGUCGCGGAGCUUUGAUGAAGCAGUCAAAAGUGGAAGAUGGGCUGAGACAGCACCGAGUAAAGGGAGUAGCAGCCAAAGAGAAGAGCUCCAUCCCCAUCCCCACAAUCAUUGUCAAAGCGCCUUCCACCAGCAGCAGUGGCCGAAGCAGCCAGGGUAGCAGCAUGGAAACUGAGCCCCACCACGAUGUAGAAGACCACACCUCAGCAGAUAUAACCUCAGACAGCGCCAGCACUAGUCUGCCCUCACCACUCACCCCCUUGCCACCUCAGCCCCCUGCGUCCACUCCACUGCCUUCAUCGACUGUUGCUCCAUCCGUUUCCUCGCAGCAAAACCUGGAGAACUUGGAUUACACUUCGACAUACGGUACGACCUUUGGUGGAGGAGGGGCUCGCAGGGAAAGGGAACGUUUCCGAGAUAUGAGAAGAAAGAGCGCUUCUUUCUUCCUCUCAUCUGAGGAGGACAUUCAAGGAGUGGCAGGGGGAGGAGCAGGAGAGGAAGGAGGAGCACUAGGGGUAAGAAUUCAGCCUUUACAAGGUUCACAAAUGGACGUGCCCACCCCUCGUCUACGGCCCUCCAAGUCUAUAGAUGAGGGUAUGUUUUCUGGAGACAACUAUGUCCACUAUUCCAGCAGCAUGCCCCCAGCCUUUGGCCUGCCUGAGUAUUCUUCCCCUGUUCUCAGUCAGGAUGGCCAGCCCAAGUCAGCUCCCUCAAUGUACGGUACCCAUGCCACUACUACCUUCAUCCACCCGCUUACAGGGAAAGUUCUGGACCCCUCGUCCCCACUCGGCCUGGCCCUAGCUGCAAGAGAGAGGGCUCUAAAGGAUGACCGCAGGACGCGCAGAGAGGAUAGACACUUUGGUCGGCAGCUGUCCACAGUAGGAGCAUUCCCUACCCCUGUUCAGACCCCAACUCCUUCCCUUUUUGCAACCCCUACACAAUCGGCCUACACUUCCCCAGUGUCUGUCCACCUAAGCUCCCCCACCGCCACCACCUCGCCUGCAUCUAUGAGCCGGCCUCAGUCACCAAGGAUAUUACGUUUGGGAGGAGGAGGUGGGGAGAAAAUGGAGAGAGAAAAGGAGGGAGGACCAAGGGAGGGUCUCAGAGUUCGCUUCUCAGAGGACCGAACCAGUCAGUAUUCAACCCAGUAUUACCCACAGAGCCCCAGGGAAAGAGAACGAGAAAAGGAGGUGUAUGACAGCAGACCUGCUCCACCCAUGCAGCCUCCUCCACCGCCGGUUCAACCAGCACCCCGCAGACCUUCCUUUCUGCAGAUGGAUAGCACUCCCACCACCAGCUACAUCCCUCAGUAUACUGUCCCCACAGCCCCAGCACAGACACAUGAAACUAUGGGAGAAGCAAGAACUGGGGGGGGUGGAGGACUAGGACUGAUGGUUCUCCCGCCACCAGCUCCCUCAAUAGAUGCAGAUGACGAGUUUGUCUUUGCAGAUCCCUUGCCCCCUCCAAUACAGUUUGCUAAUGGUAAGAAGGAGAGAGUCCAGGAGUAUCCUCAGCAGCAUCAAUACCGGAGUCAACACUCUGCUGCUGUUGCUCCACCUCCCCCACCCCCUCUUCCAUCUACCAAACACUCAAAUGCUCCCCAACCCUCUCCACAGGGUGGGGACUCUGCUGCCUCUAGCCUUACCUCCUACGACAGUGAGGUGGCCAACCUUACACAGUCAGCUCUCUCUCCAUCUUAUCCGUCCUCACAGAUAUUUUCCCCUCCGUCCGCAACUACCACCUCUGCUGCGGCUUUGCCUGCCUCAUCGCUACACAGACCCCAGCCCAUGUCUCAUUCUCACCCCUAUUACAACGACCCCUCAGUAGGUGGCCAGGACAGAGGCGCAGCCGCCAUCACAGCGACCAUGACUUAUGCUAGCACUACCAUGACAGCCACUGCGGCCGCCACGACCACAACCUCACACGCAUCCUCCGACUAUCCCAAGGCAGGCCAUAGCACAGGGGGCAAAGUUGCUGACCACACUCAUCACCCUAGUAUUAUACCCAUGAGCGGAGACUGGCAAGAUGCCGUGGUGGAUUCUGGGAUUGAGGAGCUGGACAGUCACAGCAGCAGCGACCACCAUUUAGAAAUGCUGGGAUUGAGUGGGCUGCGAGGAGGGAUCGGUGGAGAGGAAGAGAGAGGAGGUGAGCAUCAGGAUUCUUGCACAACCUACUCAGGUGGGCAAACAUUUGAGGUGCACAGUGCCAAACUGGCAAACCCUGUGUUUCCAAAGAUGACUCAUUACAAGGACGGCGGAGGGAGGAGCCCGGCUGUAGCACUACGUAGGCAGAACAGCACCAACCCGGCUCCUUUGCAGUUGCAGAGACAAAGCGACCCAGAAGAUGUCAGGUUAGAUGCAGCACUCACAGAUGAGAGGAGGCGCAAGCUGAGUCGAUCCAAAAUGGAGGAUGGCUUCAACACCGCUCUGGCUGCCUGCUUAGAGAGGCCCGUGGACCCUCGGUCGGUGGGCUGGGUUGAGGUCGGGGAGCAUGAGCAUGAGCAUGAGCAAGGUGGAGACGAAGUGCAGAGAGGUGGUAUCGCUUUGGAGGGCCGAAGACUUCACUCGCCUCUUUCGGGUGUGAAGGCGAGCAUCAUCAAUGAGCUGAGCUCCAAGCUGCAACAGAUGAGUACGAUGAAGAGCAUGGACGACUGGAGCCACACUCCGAAGUCACCCACCAUGCAUAGGUAUUCGGCGGAUUUCACUGAUGUGUUUCACAGCCCACCUUCUGGCCACUCCACCUCACCAUUACCUACCUCCUCUCCACAGCAUCGUCAGAUCCUGACACCAAAUCUAGUGGCCACGCCUUCCGUCUCGCCUUCCCCUCAAGUCCCAAUUCAGCGCACCUGGACCCGCUCCCCGUCUCCACAGAUGCCUACCUCCCCAGUUCAUUCACACUCUCCCCAUUCCCCGACCUAUUGCCCAUACCCAACGUCACCAAAGCUUCGCUCUAAGAUGCGCAGGCAGACUUUUGAUUUUCAGUGCAGUCCCACUAAGGAGAUGCGGUCUUCAGUCUCAAGGCGGCGGGCUCCCAGCCCUCUUAUCUAUAACACUGAACAGCCAAACCAUUCCCCUCCCAGGCCUUCCUCUCUCCCCAUCCUUCCUACUACACCUGUCUACAACAAUCCCUUCGACUUCCCUGGGCCCCUCACUCCUCCUUCGCCUGGCCUCCCUCUAGGAGAUAGCUACACAACUUCAACUCCUCCCCUUUUCUCCCCAUCCGGAGUGCCAAGUUCAAACCCCCUACUUGUCUCCCGCUCUCUCUCCCCCACCCAUUUUCUCUCUGGAGCCUCCUCCCCCAUGCACUUGCCCCCCAGCCCAUCCUGCCUCAACUAUCCCCAUCUCACACCUCCUCCGCCAGCCAAACCCUUUGCUGUCAAGCCCCUGCCCUACUGGACCAAGUACGACGUGGCUGACUGGCUGGCUUACCUAAACCUGAGUGAACACAGAGAGCGUUUUAUAGACAAUGAGAUAGAUGGAUCACAUCUGCCUUCGCUCACCAAGGAUGACUUCUUGGACCUGGGAGUGACACGCGUGGGACACCGAAUGAACAUCGAAAGGGCGCUGAAGAAACUCACUGACAGGCGGCUCUCCUCUCCUUUGCAUGUCACUACUUCUCCCCAAGACACAGACUGAGAGAGUGAAGGGGUGAUUCAAAGAUGAAAGAAAGGGAGAGAAACAAAUUGACAAAGAUGGACAAUAACAGAGGAUGUGCAAGAGAAGAACAAUGGACAGCAACAGGUUGUGUGGAACUAAGACUCAGGGCUGGAUGUGUGGGGGGAAAGUGUUUUCUUGCAAAGUUGCUACACAUUUAGAGAAUACUGUCGAAAUUUGUGAAAUGACUUUUGGUCAAGAACAGGUAAGAGAAAGUUAAGAAUAUCAUAUGAAACUGACGCUCUUCAACUGAAAAUAUACAGGCAUUUAAUUAACACGCCGUUUUGUGCUGUAAAAGACAAACACAUAUAAACACACACUGACAGAUGGAUUCUCACACCAUCUGCUGCUUAGCAGCACUGAGAAAACCUCCAUCUGAGUUCAAAGAAAAGUUAAAAAGUUGCUGCUUAAAGGGUAAACCCCAAUAAAAUGUUACUUACUGUGGCUGAGCCAGAAACUCUGGGGAAAACGGUAACAUCCUAACAUCCGUUGUGUAGCUGUAAGCAGAUCAGAGUAUCAAACGGCGGUGAGAACAGGAGCCAAAGUCUGAAUAUGAGAAUUCUGUUUGUAAAUGAUGAUAGAAGAAAAUGUUAGAUGACAAUAGUAUUCUUUUUAUAUAUUUGCCAUAUUCCCCCAAAGGAUGCCCCAAUAAGCUUUGUAUUUAUGUACUUUGCGAGCACUAAAUAUAUAUUACAUGUUAAACGGGA